Molecule: messenger RNA, 2949 nt
Organism: Poecile atricapillus (Black-capped chickadee)
Lineage: Eukaryota; Metazoa; Chordata; Aves; Passeriformes; Paridae
Gene: KIZ
Product: kizuna centrosomal protein
Exons: 14
Coding region: 1110-2807 (565 amino acids)
Biological process (GO): spindle organization
Cellular component (GO): centrosome
Source: RefSeq, a predicted model, not a curated record
GGGAUCGGGAUCGGGAUCGGGAUCGGGAACGGGAUCGGGAUCGGGAUCGGGAUCGGGAACGGGAACGGCAUAGGCACCGGGAUCGGCACCGGCACGGGCACCGGGAACGGCACCGGGAUCGGGGCCCCGCAGGCGGCCCUUGGCAGGAUAUCGGUGCUCUCCGCUGAGGCAGGAAAAUUACUGGGAAAAGUGUAAAGAACAGGAUCUGGGAGGCGGCGUUUGGCGGGCUGUGCGUGGUGUCAGAGGAAAUUGAAGGGAUGGGGUCCCAGGUGGAGCCUGGCUGUUGAAUUGUGCACACGCCUGGGAACCCCGAUCCUGCUGCAGGCACCGGCAGCAUCACACGGCUGGAAGGGACGGAGCAGCAGGAAGGGCUUUCCCUGGCUCCCCUCUCUGCAGGGAAACUGGGAGGAGGUGUCUGUGUGUGUAGGGAGAGCCUAAAUCCACGAAGAGGAGUGUCCAGAGGUGCUGGGGUGUGCGAUGUCCCCUUCACUGCCACACCUCGCUGCUGUGACCCCCGGUGCUGUUCCUGCUGGGCUUGCAGUGGGAAUCUGCUGGAAGCCUCUCCUGGCUCUUUUCUGGUUUUUGCUCAUCCUGGGUGCAAUUUGGAGCUGUCCAAUAAUGGCAGCUUCACUCUGUUCCCAAGCCUGCCUUCCCGAUGGGCUGGCUUGAGGUGUGGGUGGCUUUGUGGUGCAGCACGUGUCCGUCCCCUGCCCGGUGCCCUGGCACUGCUGGGGGCAGUGUCGAUGGCCCCACGGGCUCUGGGCACUGCCAGGACUCCUGGUGGGCAUUAAUUCCUGCAGCAGUGCUGCCAGCAGGGCUCACCUGCCUCUGGAUGGACGUGGCUUGGAUGCCAAGAGAGAAACGUGAGCUGGUUUCGAGUUCAGUUCCUGAAUGCAAUAAUCCAUAGCAAGGCUUGGGGGCUGCCCACCCUGGGGCUCAGAGCCCCUCCUGGGCUGUCUGAGGUCUCUGGCUGCUUUGCUGGGUCCCAUGAGGAUGUUCAGGCUCUCUUCCCUUGCCAGCAGCCCUGUCCCAGUGUGGAGCAGGGAGUGCUGAAAGCUCAGAGCUGGGCUGGCAGUGGAGCCAAGAGGCUGGAAUUAGGAAGGCAGAGGAUGGAAUGCACCAUGGCUGACCCACACCUGGUGAGGCAGGAGCAGCAGAGGCUGCAGAGGCGGCUGGCAGCGGUGGUGGCGCGGCAGCAGCUGGCCCUGCGCCGGAACCGGGCGCUGCGCCGCGAGUUCCUGCAGCUGGAGGCUCACAUGGAAACCACGGGCUGGCACAGCAUCCGCAAGAUGGAAUGGUACGGAAGGGAAAUUCAAAGCCUGUUAUCCCUCCGAGAGGGCAGCUCGUCAGCAGGAGGUGACGAGGAGGAAGGGUCCAGCGAGCAGGUGCUGCAGGCUGGAGGACAGGCAGGAAUUGGUGCAAGUACAGCCAUGCCAGGAGAACUGGGCCGUCCAGCAGCAGAACUGGGCUGUCCAGCAGGAGAACUGGGCCAUCCAACAGCAGAACUGGGCCGUCCAGGAGCAGAACUGGGCUGUCCAGGAGCAGAACUGGGCCAUCCAGGAGCAGAACUGGGCCGUCCAGCAGCAGCUGCCUCAGUCACAGGAGGUUUGGGCUCGCAGCAGGAGCCCCCUCUGCGCUCCCCGUCCCCAGAGUUGCUCAGUCCUGACAGUGGGAGCACUGCUGGAGAGAGUGAGGAGGAGCAUGGGGACCUGGCUGCCAGUGAAGAAAGCUCUGAGCAGCUCACCUCAGCUUCCUCAGGUAUCAGAGCAGCCCCCCUGAGGCCGGGCCAGCGGCAGGUUCAGGUUCCAGGGGUAAAGCCUAGCCUGAGCAGCUGGUGGGCUCACAGGGAGGGGAGCAGAGCUGAGCUCCCACUCCCGGCCGCUGCUGAGCAGGAGGCCAGGCCGAGCGUCCCCGGCACACGGCAGGAGCAGGGCAGAGAUGCCCGGGCUCCAGAGGGCUCCCUGCUGCCCCCAGCCAGCCCUCCCACGGCCCAGGAGGAGCCCUUGGACAGCUCAGCACCACACAGCCCCGAGCUCCCGCGGCUCUGCCGAGCGCUGCAGCUCCUGGAGCGGCUGGUGGAGAGGACGAGCCCCCGGCACCGGGCGCUGUACCAGGGCCAGCCCUCGGGGACAGCGGAGCCGCCCAGUGCUGGGGCUGGGGGGCCGGCUCAGGAUGACCUGGAGGCAAUGGAGGCCGUGGUGCUGCGGCAGCUCCGGGCCGUGGUUCGGCACACGCGGAGCGGGAGCGUCCCACCGGAGAGCGGCGGCGCAGGGCAGGAGGAGCACACCAGGGACACGGAGGCGCUGCGGGCUCUCCUCAGCCACCAUGGCUCGUUCCUGAAGCAGCACCAGGUUCGGCUCCCGGAGGCGGUGGCAGAGAUGUUUGAGCAGCUGCUGGCACCGGGAGAGGAGGAGCAGGAUGGCCAGGUGCUGAGAGAGGCCCUUCCAGGAGAGCGUGGGGAUGGGACACCUGUCCAGAGUGACGAAUCCUCUCUUGGCCUUCCAGCGAUCCCCACCCACGGCAGGGAAGGAAAGCAGGGGGAACUGGCACGGAGAGAACCAGGUGGGGAUCGCGGCCACGCCAGGCCCGAAGGAAGCGACAGCCUGGGGCAUUGGGACAGCAGCUCCUCGUUGGAUGGAAGCGCUCCUCCCCUCUCCAGGACUGAACUGCGGAGGGAGAGAGUAACUGCCAUAAAAUCCAAAGCGUUCUGGGGCGAAUCUGACGACAGCAGCUCUGAGCUCGAGGCUGCUCUGCGCCCACAGCCCCGCAGCGCAGAUUCAGACGACUUCGAUGACUUCUAUGACUGAGAUUCUCCUGCUGGCUUCUGGGAGGGAAGGAACAAACUGUAUUUUCUUUUACACAGUGAGUGUGCCGCGGGCCGAAGCGCUGCUCGUCACUUUAUUGGCAAAGAAAAUUUAGAUACCAAAUAAACAUAAAGAGUUUAUCCAU